Peronospora matthiolae is the source of this 2388-nucleotide messenger RNA. Lineage: Eukaryota; Oomycota; Peronosporomycetes; Peronosporales; Peronosporaceae. The record is from the annotation of a GenBank genome assembly.
AUGAGCCCAACUACGCCGGAUGCGGGCGACAUACUCCGCGAAGAUAACUACUUCGUGUGGGAGUUCAACGCAAGGAUGAGGCUGGCAAAGAAGGGAUUGCUAGAGCACCUAGACGCUAUGAAGGCCCCAGAAGAAGGAGACGCAAGCGCGUCAACUUGGAAAGUCAACGACAUGAAGGCCUUCGCGAUUGUGUCCACAAUGAUCAGCACAAAUCUUCAGUCAAUGGUGCGCACGGCAGAGACAACGGCAAAAGCAUGGGACAUACUGAAGACUUUCUUCCUGCGGCAAAGUAUGCACAAUCGUGUGCAGUUGCGGCGGCAACUACAUGAGUUCAAGUUGGCCAAGGGAGGAAGCAUCAUGGAUCACUUCCUGAGAUUUGACGAGCUGUGCAUGACUAUGCAAGCUGUGGGACAAGAGAUCUCACAGGAUGAGCAUUUGGUCAUCCUAUUGGGUAGUCUAACGAGAGACUAUGACCCUAUCGUCAAGAUAAUUGAGAACAUGCCCGGAAUGACACUGUUUCACGCUAAGGAAAUGCUGAGACGGGAGUACGAUGGAAUGGCGAGGACAGAACACCAAGAAAUCGCACUGAAAAGUACGCACACUUCCAAGUACAAGAAAGGUCCGCGCAGACAUAUGGGGAGAUCAAGUUCAAGAGGUGAAAAGUUUUCGGGAAGGUGUUACCGAUGUAACAAAUAUGGGCACAAGCGUCAAGAUUGCAAGGCUGAACAAGUGGAGACAGAGCGAUCUGGAGAAGAGAGAGCAUUUACUGCGUCAAGUCGGACGUCAGCUGGAUGGUUAUUGGACAGUGGGGCAAGCAGCCACAUGUGUCCCGACAGAAAUGAGUUUUCGAAUUUAAACUCACUGACGGACCCGAUCAUGAUCACCAUAGCAGACGGCAGCGAAGUGGAAGCGCAAGGUGUUGGGACAGUGCGCGUGCAACUCAAGACUGGUGAAGUGAUCAGGAUCGAAGAAACGCUAUGGGUGCCGGGCCUAGACCGAAGGCUACUGUCAAUAUCGGCAUUGUCAAAGAGGGGUCUACAAGUGAUCUUCUCAGAUCUGAGCUGUCAGAUCAGAAGUAACACGGAAGUCGUUGCCCAAAUACCAAGACGAAACAAGAUGUACGUCUUAGAGUGCAGUCCGGCUGAGGUAGCCAACGUUUGCGGAGAGACAUCUCAAGAGCAAGAAUCAAGUGACGGAUCAGGAGCGGCUGAUCUACAAGUGUGGCAUGCAAGAUUAGGUCACCUGUCAACGAAGAUGCUCAAGGGUAUGGCAGGUUGCGUCAAUGGAUUAAAGAUCAAGAAGAAUCAAGGCGUUGAAGAUGAUAUCGAGAUCUGCGAAGGGUGCAUCAUGGGUAAAGCAACCGUCAAGACGUUUCCGAAGUCACCAUACGGACACGUGAAAACCAAGGAGGUGUUGCAGUUGGUCCACAGUGAUGUCAUGGGACCUAUGGAAUCGAAGUCUCGAGGAGGAUCAAGAUUUGUCGUGACUUUUAUUGAUGACUAUUCGAGAUAUAUAGUCGCAUACUAUAUUGAGAACAAGUCGGAAGUGACGGAUCGCUUUAUAGAGUAUAAGGCACUUAUGGAGAAUCAACUGUCCAAGAAGAUCAAGUGUAUCAGGACGGACAACGGGACGGAAUACGUCAACAGACGUUUCUCCGGUGUAUGUCGAAAAUCUGGUAUCAUGCAUCAGACGACGGUACCCUAUUCGCCACAACAGAAUGGGCUGGCCGAACGCAUGAACAGGACACUGACAGAGCGGGCCAGAGCAAUGCUCAGCCAUAUGCAAGUGGAUAAAAUUUGGUGGGCUGAGGCGAUGAACACGGCAGUCUAUGUGACAAACCGAGUUCCAUGUGCUAGUCACCCGACUAAAACUCCAUUUGAGUUCAUCUUCGGGAAGAAGCCUGACCUCUCCGAGAUGUGUGUAUUUGGAUCAAAGGGAUAUGCACAUGUCGACAAGUCGAACAGGACCAAGAUGACCAAGAAGGCGAUUCGAUGUAUUUUUCUAGGUUACUCGGAUCAAAUCAAGGGGCUUCGAAUAUGGGAUGAAGAUGCCAAGAGGGUGACGCACACGAGAUCGGCUAAAUUCGAUGAGAGACCACCACUUCAGUACGUGCAACGUUACAGCAGAUCAAGUGACCAAGAGUUUCGCGCUGUUCAUGACGAAGACACUGUUUCUAUCGAUUUAGAACAGCCACGAGUCACGAAAGACAUGGACAUAGCAAUGGAGGACAGUCACAGUGUUCAAGAAGAGAGUCACAUGCAAGACAGGCGUACAACAACGAUGGCUCUACCAUCAAGAUGCAGUAGCAAGAUGCCUGAACACGUGGGUUCCAAUGCUGACGAUCCAAUGUUUGAAAUUGAUGAUGUGACGAUGAUUGAAGAAGAUUAA